AGUAUAAAUCGGUGAUAUAGGUGUAGUGUGGUGAGCUACGGGUCCAGACCCGCCAGCAGCCGCCACCAGCAAGCUUCUCUCACACUUGGUUCUCCACACUUAGAAUUCUGUUUUCCUCACGCCAGAACUACUCGGACCGCUCCAAGAUGGUGAAGGAGGAGCAUUCUGAACCGGAGCAGAUGCGAAAGCUGUUCAUCGGUGGACUGGACUACCGAACCACCGACGACAGCUUGAAGGCAUACUUUGAGCAGUAUGGCGAGAUCGUUGAUGUUGUUGUCAUGAAGGACCCCAAGACAAAAAGGUCGAGAGGCUUUGGCUUUGUGGCAUUUUCCCAGGCAUACAUGGUUGAUGAAGCACAGAAGAACAGACCUCACAAAAUUGAUGGUCGUUCGGUGGACACAAAGCGUGCUGUUCCCCGGGAUGAGAUAGGAAAGCCUGAAUCUGGUGUAACAGUCAAGAAAUUGUUCGUCGGUGGUAUUAAGGAUGAUGUAGACGAUGAUACCAUUUCGCAGGACCUUCGUGAGACGUUCAGUCAGUUUGGAGAAGUGGUUUCAGUUAGUAUCCCCACAGAAAAGGAAUCACAAAAGAAGAGAGGCUUUGCUUUUGUGGAGUUUGAAGAUUAUGAUGCUGUUGACAAAGCUUGUUUACACAAGAAUAUCCAGAUGAAGGGAAAACGUGUGGAUGUAAAGAAGGCACUGAGCAAAAAUGAAAUUCAGAUGCAGCAACGUGGUCGCAUGGGAGGAAUGGGAGGUAUGGGACGAGGUGGUGGUGGAGGUGGUGGUGGUGGUAAUAAUGGCCCAUGGGCUGGUAACAGGAAUGACAGCUGGGGGAGCAAUCAAGGUGGUGGUUGGCAAGGGAAAUCUUCAGAUAACCGGAGUGGCUGGGGUAACCAAGGGAACUACGGAACGCCCAACCAGGGAGGACCAGGCGGCUACAACCAAGGUGGUUAUGGCAACCAGGGUCCAUGGCAAGGUGGACCACCUAACAACCAGGGCUGGAACAAUCAAAAUAGUCAAGGGUGGAACCCACAGGCCAGUAACUACGGUGGCACUCCAAACAACUGGGGCCAGGGGCCCAGUGACUUUGGCAACAAUUAUGGCCAGAGUUAUGGAGGUGGACCAAUGAGGAACCAGGGUUAUGGCCAGACCAACCGCACAACCCCAUACAGUGCAGGUAACAGUGGACCCAACAACUAUGGCGGCGGCAGUGGUGGUGGAGGUGGCGGCGGUGCUGUCGGCAUGAACCAGGGACCAAACAGACGGUAUUAGACAGUAUUGGACUUCGGGUACAUAGCAGGUUAGCCAUGCAGGCAGGCAGACAGGCAGGGCUUGAGUCAGGACCCCAGACAGUCAGAUAUGCUAGGACUGAGGCAGGCAGCAAGCAGAGCUAGGGUCAGAGAGAGCCAGGCUCCUCGACACCCAAGAGCCAGUGCAAGAAAAACAUUCCAUUCGGCGCAUGGACUAGCUACUUGCUUCCUGUACUAGGAAACAUGAACUUUUUUGAAGAAAAAUAUUUUGUGCUUGAAUUUUAUAUAUAUAGGAUAAUGUGUAGUGUAAAAUUAUGACAAAUCUACUGAAUUGAACCAAAGCAUAGACAGUUCUUUGUAAUAUGUCCAGCAAUGUAUUUCAUUUUACAAAUAAAUUAAUCCUAAGAA
Molecule: messenger RNA, 1654 nt
Organism: Cherax quadricarinatus
Lineage: Eukaryota; Metazoa; Arthropoda; Malacostraca; Decapoda; Parastacidae
Product: heterogeneous nuclear ribonucleoprotein 87F
Biological process (GO): mRNA splicing, via spliceosome
Cellular component (GO): catalytic step 2 spliceosome
Molecular function (GO): mRNA 3'-UTR binding
Source: RefSeq, a predicted model, not a curated record